This is a messenger RNA of Branchiostoma belcheri (Belcher's lancelet), 1413 nucleotides long. RefSeq names its product nitric oxide synthase-interacting protein-like. Gene Ontology annotation, cellular component: nucleus. Gene Ontology annotation, molecular function: ubiquitin protein ligase activity. NCBI's taxonomy places the organism in Eukaryota, Metazoa, Chordata, Leptocardii, Amphioxiformes, Branchiostomatidae. Bases 178 to 1104 code for a protein of 308 amino acids. The record is from RefSeq and is a predicted model, not a curated record. The transcript is spliced from 11 exons.
UGUCCUAAUAUUGUCUCGGCGAGAGAGAGACGAGUGGUCAUCACAGCAUAGCAGCUUCCGCUCCAGACUAGUAAAUCGGUACGAAAGAAGUACAUUAACUACUAUAGAGUGUGUUUCAGUCGCCAGGACCAACUACUAUUUUACAAGCAUUGGUUCUGCCAUUGUUGAGGCAGCAUCAUGACCCGACAUGCCAGGAACUGUACUGCAGGAGCAGUGUACACCUACCAUGAGAAGAAGAAGGACACACAACAGUCAGGGUAUGGGUCACAGAGAGCGAGACUCAGCAAGGACUCCAUCAAGGACUUUGACUGUUGCUGCCUGACACUCCAGCCUUGUAAAAACCCAGUGGUGACUCCUGAUGGCUAUAUCUAUGAUAAAGAAGCAAUUCUUGAGUACAUUCUCCACCAGAAGAGAGAGAUAGCAAGGCAGCUGAAAGCUUACGACAAACAGAGGAAGAAGUUCCAGGAAGACGAGGCUCAGAAGCAGAAGAGUGAGAAGCAUUCCAAGAUAAAAGCUUUUGUGGAUAAAGAGAAGAGUAUCGUCAGCAAGCCACUCAAUCCCUUCACUGGAGCUGGACCCUCAAAGACAAAGGAUGAGACAGAGACUGCAGGGGCAAGUGCAGCUGGACCCAGUACCAGCACUAGUACAGGAGGUGCAGCCAAGGAUAAACAACUCCCCAGCUUCUGGAUUCCCUCUCUCACACCCAAGGCAGAGGAAACCAAGCUGAAAAAACCUGAGGAGAAGGUUCGCUGUCCCAUGAGCGGCAGACCGCUGAAGAUGAAGGACCUGAUCCCCGUCGUCUUCAAACCUGUCAACGAUCGGGACAACAAGACAUCCCUCAUUGUCAAACAGGUUCGUUAUGUUUGUGCUGUUACUGGUGAUGCUCUUGGCAACUCUGUGCCCUGUGCUGUUCUGAAGCCAUCAGGUGCGGUGGUGACCAUGGACUCUGUGGAGAGACUGAUUAAGAAAGACAUGACUGAUCCAGUGUCUGGAGACAAGCUGACAGACAGGGAUAUCAUCCCCAUACAGAGGGGUGGCACUGGUUUUGCCAGCAGUGGAGUAAAGCUGGAGGCGAAACAAGACGGUCCAGUCAUGCAGGCAUAGGUCUGUCAACGUGCAGGAUUCAAGUCCUUUUACAUCUUAUGUUGAAAGUCUGGAUAAGGUCACUGGCUUUUGGGGGGUUGUAAAUACAGUGUGUAUUAAUUGAAUGCAAUGUGGUAUUUGUAGUUUUUAUUGGACAGGGAAGCACAGUCAGCAGGUGGGUUAGGGAAACAAAAUCAGCACCAGGGACAGGUAAAGCAUGGAACACAUCUGCAAGCUUCUUUAUAUUUGAAGUCAUUUCAAAUGUGUUGUAUUGUAUUGUAUUACUUUACUUAAAGAAACAAUAAAGUCUGUAGACAUUGAGUAUAUGGG